Balaenoptera ricei (Rice's whale) is the source of this 3095-nucleotide messenger RNA. It is a transcript of the gene GRIA3, whose product is annotated as glutamate ionotropic receptor AMPA type subunit 3. Bases 165 to 2831 code for a protein of 888 amino acids. Gene Ontology annotation, cellular component: dendritic spine; postsynaptic membrane; AMPA glutamate receptor complex. The transcript has 16 exons. The record is from RefSeq and is a predicted model, not a curated record. Lineage: Eukaryota; Metazoa; Chordata; Mammalia; Artiodactyla; Balaenopteridae. Gene Ontology annotation, biological process: modulation of chemical synaptic transmission; synaptic transmission, glutamatergic; monoatomic ion transport. Gene Ontology annotation, molecular function: AMPA glutamate receptor activity; transmitter-gated monoatomic ion channel activity involved in regulation of postsynaptic membrane potential.
UAGUGUGGGGUGGAAAGGAAGAGUGAGCGAGAGCAAGUUGAGGGGAGGGGGUGAAAGAGCCGGCGAAUUCUUUUUCUUUUUCUAUUAUUAUUUUGAAGACUCCCGAGUUGCGCCCAUGCUCUUGUCAGCUUCGUUCUAGGCGUAGCACGGCCAGGCAGAAGAAAAUGGGGCAAAGCGUGCUCCGGGCGGUCUUCUUUUUAGUCCUGGGGCUUUUGGGUCAUUCUCACGGAGGAUUCCCCAACACCAUCAGCAUAGGUGGACUUUUCAUGAGAAACACGGUGCAGGAGCACAGCGCUUUCCGCUUUGCUGUGCAGUUAUACAACACCAAUCAGAACACCACCGAGAAGCCCUUCCAUUUGAAUUACCACGUAGAUCACUUGGAUUCUUCCAAUAGUUUUUCUGUGACUAAUGCUUUCUGCUCCCAGUUCUCGAGAGGGGUGUAUGCCAUCUUUGGAUUCUAUGACCAGAUGUCAAUGAACACUCUGACCUCCUUCUGUGGAGCUCUGCACACGUCCUUUGUCACACCCAGCUUCCCCACUGAUGCAGAUGUGCAGUUUGUCAUCCAGAUGCGCCCAGCCUUGAAGGGCGCUAUUCUGAGUCUUCUGGGUCACUACAAGUGGGAGAAGUUUGUGUACCUUUAUGACACAGAAAGAGGAUUUUCCAUCCUCCAAGCGAUUAUGGAAGCAGCAGUGCAAAACAACUGGCAAGUGACAGCAAGGUCUGUGGGAAACAUAAAGGACGUCCAAGAAUUCAGGCGCAUCAUUGAAGAAAUGGACAGGAGGCAGGAAAAGCGAUACUUGAUUGACUGCGAAGUUGAAAGGAUUAACACAAUUUUGGAACAGGUUGUGAUCCUGGGGAAGCAUUCAAGAGGUUACCACUACAUGCUUGCUAACCUGGGUUUUACCGAUAUUUUGCUAGAAAGAGUCAUGCAUGGGGGAGCCAACAUUACAGGAUUCCAGAUUGUCAACAACGAAAACCCUAUGGUUCAACAGUUCAUACAGCGCUGGGUGAGGCUGGAUGAAAGGGAAUUCCCUGAAGCCAAGAAUGCACCUCUAAAGUACACAUCUGCAUUGACGCACGAUGCAAUACUGGUCAUAGCAGAAGCUUUCCGCUAUCUGAGGAGGCAGCGAGUGGAUGUGUCCCGGAGAGGCAGUGCUGGAGACUGCUUAGCAAACCCUGCUGUGCCCUGGAGUCAAGGAAUUGAUAUCGAGAGAGCUCUGAAAAUGGUGCAAGUACAAGGAAUGACUGGAAACAUCCAGUUUGACACUUACGGACGUAGGACAAAUUAUACCAUCGAUGUGUACGAAAUGAAAGUCACUGGCUCUCGGAAAGCUGGCUACUGGAAUGAGUAUGAAAGGUUUGUGCCUUUCUCGGAUCAGCAACUCAGCAAUGACAGUGCAUCCGCAGAGAACCGGACCAUCGUAGUAACCACCAUUCUGGAAUCACCAUAUGUAAUGUAUAAGAAGAAUCAUGAGCAACUGGAAGGAAAUGAGCGAUAUGAAGGCUAUUGUGUAGACUUAGCCUAUGAAAUAGCCAAACAUGUAAGGAUCAAAUACAAAUUGUCCAUUGUCGGUGACGGGAAAUACGGUGCAAGGGAUCCGGAGACUAAAAUAUGGAACGGCAUGGUUGGGGAACUUGUCUAUGGGAGGGCUGAUAUAGCUGUUGCUCCACUCACUAUAACGCUGGUCCGUGAAGAAGUCAUAGAUUUCUCAAAGCCGUUUAUGAGCCUGGGCAUCUCCAUCAUGAUAAAGAAGCCUCAGAAAUCAAAACCAGGAGUAUUCUCGUUUCUGGAUCCCUUGGCUUAUGAAAUCUGGAUGUGCAUCGUCUUCGCUUACAUUGGAGUCAGUGUAGUUCUUUUCCUAGUCAGCAGAUUCAGCCCUUACGAAUGGCACUUGGAAGACAACAAUGAAGAACCUCGUGACCCGCAAAGCCCUCCUGAUCCUCCAAAUGAAUUUGGAAUAUUUAACAGUCUUUGGUUUUCCUUGGGUGCCUUUAUGCAGCAAGGAUGUGAUAUUUCUCCAAGAUCACUCUCCGGGCGCAUUGUUGGAGGGGUUUGGUGGUUCUUCACGCUGAUCAUAAUUUCUUCCUAUACGGCCAAUCUCGCUGCUUUCCUGACUGUGGAGAGGAUGGUUUCUCCCAUAGAGAGUGCUGAAGACUUAGCUAAGCAGACUGAAAUUGCAUAUGGGACCCUGGACUCCGGCUCAACAAAAGAAUUUUUCAGAAGAUCCAAGAUUGCUGUCUAUGAGAAAAUGUGGUCUUACAUGAAAUCAGCAGAGCCAUCUGUGUUUACCAAAACAACAGCAGACGGAGUGGCCCGAGUGCGGAAGUCCAAGGGAAAGUUCGCCUUCCUGCUGGAGUCAACCAUGAAUGAGUACAUUGAGCAGAGAAAACCGUGUGAUACGAUGAAAGUUGGUGGAAAUCUGGAUUCCAAAGGCUAUGGUGUGGCAACCCCCAAAGGCUCAGCAUUAAGAAAUGCUGUUAACCUGGCAGUAUUAAAACUGAAUGAGCAAGGCCUCUUGGACAAAUUGAAAAACAAAUGGUGGUACGACAAAGGAGAGUGCGGCAGCGGGGGCGGUGACUCCAAGGACAAGACCAGCGCUCUGAGCCUGAGCAAUGUGGCAGGCGUUUUCUAUAUACUUGUCGGAGGUCUGGGGCUGGCCAUGAUGGUGGCUUUGAUAGAAUUCUGUUACAAAUCACGGGCAGAGUCCAAACGUAUGAAACUCACAAAGAACACCCAAAACUUUAAGCCUGCUCCUGCCACCAACACUCAAAAUUACGCUACAUACAGAGAAGGCUACAACGUGUAUGGAACAGAGAGUGUUAAGAUCUAGGGAUCCCUUCCCACUGGAGGCAAGUGACCAGAGGAAUCACCGAAAACGUGGCUGCUUCAAGGAUCCUGAGCCAGAUUUCACUCUCCUUGGUGUCGGGCAUGACACGAAUAUUGCUGAUGGUGCAAUGACCUUUCAAUAGGAAAAACUGAUUUUUUUUUUCCUUCAGUGCCUUAUGGAAUACUCUGAGACUCGCGACAAUGCAAAUCAUCAUUGAAAUCUUUUUGCUUUGCUUGAAAAAAUUAAAAUAAAAUCAACAAAAAAAUG